AUGGUGAGGGAGAAUCUCGAGGACGAGGACGAGGACCAAGACCAACGACAAAGGGAAGAUGGCGAUAAAGAGUUGAUCUUCGAACUUCGAAACGGAAGCCCUGCUCUCCGUCGUAUUGUACAGUCCAGGAAACAAGAAAAGAACAUUCACCCGCCCGCCGCUGCGUCAGAGAAAGUGGCAAUUCUGAUGAAACAAAAGUUUUUGAAAGUGGGUGAGGUGGGUGAGGUGGGAAGACAGACAGUGCAUAUGAUAACUAGGUACGGAGUAAGUCUUACUAGACAAGGAAUUACGGAAUCAUUGGUGAAUAAGAAUGGAGACCAAGGUAAGGAAAAGGCGAGGAAAAGUCUAAGAAGGGACGAAGAUGAGAUUAGAAGACCAGUCGAAACGCUUCAAGGGGAACAUUUCAAAAGACGUUAA
Messenger RNA from Sclerotinia sclerotiorum 1980 UF-70, 417 nucleotides. RefSeq lists its product with no specific name. Lineage: Eukaryota; Fungi; Ascomycota; Leotiomycetes; Helotiales; Sclerotiniaceae. Bases 1 to 417 code for a protein of 138 amino acids. The transcript is spliced from 6 exons. The record is from RefSeq and is a predicted model, not a curated record.